This is a messenger RNA of Coturnix japonica (Japanese quail), 1389 nucleotides long. RefSeq names its product RNA polymerase I and III subunit C (gene POLR1C). The record is from RefSeq and is a predicted model, not a curated record. Gene Ontology annotation, molecular function: protein dimerization activity; DNA binding. Gene Ontology annotation, cellular component: RNA polymerase III complex; RNA polymerase I complex. NCBI's taxonomy places the organism in Eukaryota, Metazoa, Chordata, Aves, Galliformes, Phasianidae. Gene Ontology annotation, biological process: DNA-templated transcription.
UACGUGCGGCGGGGCGGGGCGGCGGCGCGUCCUUCCGUCGGCGAUGGCGGCCCGGCGCGGCACGGACGAGAUGCGGGAGCGCGUGGUGCUGGGCGAGUUCGGCGUCCGCAACGUCCACACCACUGACUUCCCAGGCAACUACCCCGGGUACGACGACGCGUGGGACCAGCGGCGCUUCGAGGAGGGGUUCCGCGUGGACGUGGUGCGGGAGGAGGACGGCGUGCUCGAGUUCGACAUGGUGGGCAUCGACGCGGCCAUCGCCAACGCGUUCCGCCGCAUCCUGCUCGCUGAGGUGCCGACCAUGGCUGUGGAAAAGGUGUUUGUGUACAACAACACGUCCAUCGUGCAGGACGAGAUCCUGGCGCACCGACUGGGCCUUAUCCCCAUCCGGGCCGACCCGCGGCUCUUUGAGUACAGGAAUCAAGGAGAUGAAGAGGGGACGGAAAUUGAUACUCUGCAGUUCCAGCUGAAAAUAAAAUGCAGCCGGAAUCCUCAGGCAGCCAAGGAAUCGUCUGACCCAAACGAGCUGUAUUUCAAUCACAAAGUGUACAGUAAGCACAUGACAUGGGUUCCCUUGGGGAAUCAGACAGACCUCUUUCCGGAUGCUGACUUCCGACCUGUCCACGACGACAUCCUUAUAGCACUGUUGAGACCUGGGCAGGAAAUAGAUGUGCUCAUGCACUGCGUCAAGGGUGUAGGUAAAGAUCAUGCCAAGUUUUCUCCUGUGGCCACAGCUAGUUAUCGACUGCUUCCUGACAUCACUCUCCUGCAGCCUAUCGAGGAUGAGGCAGCCGAGACGUUACAGAAGUGCUUUUCCCCUGGAGUCAUUGAGAUCCAGAACGUCAAGGGAAAGAAGGUGGCAAGAGUAGCCAACGCACGGUUGGACACGUUCAGCAGGGAAGUCUUCCGACACGAGGGUCUGAAAAACCUGGUGCGCCUGGCCAGGGUGCGAAAUCAUUACAUCUCUGCAAAGGUCUGGCUUGCUGGAAGUGCAGCAUAAGGGAAGAUGAGGAGCAAACGCUGGAGCCAGCCGCAGGCUGAAGCAGCGCAAUGGCCGUGCUGACUUCUGUCUCUGUGCAGUUUCAGUGGAGUCGACAGGUAUCUUGCCUCCAGACGUGCUGGUGACUGAAGCCAUCAAGAUACUGAUGGGAAAGUGUCAGCGUUUCCUGAAUGAACUGGAUGCUGUGCCAAUGGAGUGAGUGAGCUGUACAACCAAGAACCCUGUGCUGCUGUUUUGGGCUUCUUGCUCUGGCCGGCAGGAGUGGUUCUUCUGCCCUAGGCAUGAAUUUGGAGAUGGAUUUUUUUAAGAGCCCUGGGACCAUCUCUUUGUUUCGUGUGUGAUGAGCCUCAGUGAGGAGAUGCACUGAAAUAAAAGCUUGCUUUUACCUC